Molecule: messenger RNA, 5488 nt
Organism: Myripristis murdjan (pinecone soldierfish)
Lineage: Eukaryota; Metazoa; Chordata; Actinopteri; Holocentriformes; Holocentridae
Gene: jmy
Product: junction mediating and regulatory protein, p53 cofactor
Exons: 10
Coding region: 466-3255 (929 amino acids)
Biological process (GO): positive regulation of apoptotic process; intrinsic apoptotic signaling pathway by p53 class mediator; 'de novo' actin filament nucleation
Cellular component (GO): cytoplasm; nucleus
Molecular function (GO): actin binding; Arp2/3 complex binding; transcription coactivator activity
Source: RefSeq, a predicted model, not a curated record
ACGCCGAGAGCCUCGCGACCGCAUUGUCUUGAAGCGGACAAAGAGCGAGGCACCCUCCGCGCGAGCCGCCUCAGCCAGGUGAGCCGAGCAGGUGUCAUGACAAACGACGUUACCCUCCGGAUGAAGCCGAUCUCCCCCGUUGGUUUACAUCGCUGCCUCCGACCGUGUCCGGCUGCUCUCACUUCUUCAUGUCGGAAAACAAAAUCCAGCUAGUGACCGUGCCGCCAGCUCGCGCACAGCUGACGACGUGUAAACAACGCUGGGCAGCCUUUGUUCCCUCGCGCUAGCCAGCCGGCUCGCUCGCGCCUUCAAAGCUCUCCAAAUCCCGUUUCCUAGCUUGCCUCGAGCUGCCGACCGUUAGCUAGCUGCCUUUUAGCCUCGACGUCUGUGCGUAAAUUUUUUUUUUUUUCUGGAUAAGCUAAGUUUAUUUGAUUUGAUUUUUUUCUUUCUUACUGGCUGCAUGAGAUGUCAUUCACGAUGGAGGAUAGUUUGGAAGCUGGCUGGGUGUCUGUGCGACCCAACGUUUUCGACGAAAAAGAAAAGCAUAAAUUUGUAUUCAUCGUGGCCUGGAACGAGAUUGAGGGAAAGUUCGCCAUAACCUGCCACAACAGGACCAUACAGAGACGAAGCACUUUUCGGGACUCACUUUUCGACUGUAACCCUAACGUUACACCUCCUGUCUCCGGUGCCUCCGUGGCAGAAAAACACGCACAGAAAACUCCGAGUAAAAGGAAAGAUGAAAUCUGCCCAGCCGGUAAAGUUAGACCAAACUCUGCCACAAAGAGUCUCGUUGGAGAGAAGAAAACGUUUACAACCGGUAGUUCAAGGACAUCUGAAUGCGUCAGCCUCACAUUAGGGUCGUGGGAUAUUGUGACACCCAAAGUAACAGACAUCGAGGUCUUGGAUCCGGUGGAUCUCCUGGGGACGCCGCUUUCUCCGGAUGAUGGAGACCCGGGGGAAAGUGAGAGCAGUGGCCGUGAGGACUACAGCUGGGCCGGCUUGUUCUCAUUCCAGGAUAUGAGAGCGGCCCACCUCCAGCUUUGUGCUGUCAACUCCGACCUGGAGCCGUGUUUACCUCCGUUCCCCGAGGAGCAGUCUGGCAUGUGGACGGUGCUUUUCGGUGCCCCUGAGGUCUCGCAGCGGGAGACGGAUGCCUUGUGCUACCAGCUGCAGGUGUACCUGGGUCAUGCCCUUGACACCUGCGGAUGGAAGAUUCUCUCACAGGUGCUUUUCUCCGAGAGCGACGACACGGACGAGUAUUAUGAGAACCUGAGUGAGCUGAGACGAAAGGGCUACGAGGAUGCGCUGGAGAGGGCCAAAACACGUCUCCAAGAGGUGUUGGAGAAACACCGUGCCAUGGACAGCAUGGUGGAGCUGCUGCAGGUGUACCCUGAGGAGGACGAGGCCUACGGAGAGCUGCUUGAGGCCACCACACAACUUUAUCACUACCUGCUUCAGCCUUUCAGGGACAUGAGGGAACUGGCUAUGUUACGCAGGCAGCAGAUCAAGAUCUCAUUGGAGACGGAACGCCUGGGUCCUCGUCGAGUGGAGGGCCUGAGGAAAGAGGAUGAGGAGUGGCAGAGGAAGGCUCAUGCUGCCGUGCUGUCCAUACAGGACCUGACUGUCAAGUUCUUUGAAACAACGACUCGAGCACAGAAAGCGGUUUAUGAGCGAAUGCGUGUUGACCAGAAGAAGUUUGGCAAGUCAGCCUGGGCAGCAGCAGUUGAACGCAUGGAGCGCCUGCAGUAUGCCGUUUCCAAAGAGACACUGCAGCUGAUGAGGGCCAAGGAAAUCUGCUUAGAACAGAAGAAACAUAGCUUGAAGGAGGAGAUGCAGAGUCUGCAAGGUGGGGAGGAUGCCAUGCUGCGUCUGGACCAGUUGGAGGCGCUGUACUAUGAGUUGCAGCUGCAGCUUUAUGAUAUUCAGGCAGAGGUGCUGCGCUGUGAGGAGCUGCUGCUGACUGCCCAGCUGCAGAGUCUGCGAAGGCAGAUGACAGAGCGACAGGAUGAGGUGGUGUACUAUGAUGCCUACGAGAGCCCCGAUGCCAUGCAGGGUGUGGAGGACCCUGCAACCCUGCCAGCCCCCCUCAGAGAUGAAGAGCUCAGUGUCCUACAGCAGAGGACACGGCAGCUAGAAGCCCGCAGGGGCCGAAUCACUGCCAAGAAAGCCUACCUCAAAAAUAAGAAGGAGAUUUGUAUUGUCAAUCACAAUCAGAAGGUACAACAAUGCCAAGGUAGCCAUGAGGACAGCAGUCCUCUUCAAGCACUGCAACAGAGAGGAGAAGCUGAAGAAGAUGAGGAGCUGAAGAGAAAUGCCAGAGUGAGUCAGGAGAGACAGAAAACUCUGGACAGACUCCGUAGCCUCAGACAGCGUUAUCCAGGCCAGGUGACUCUGAAGUCUAGCAGAUUGCAUCUGAGUCAGACUCACAGCCGGAGGAGAGCAGGGGCUUUGCUGUCACCAGGCAGGCGACCAGAGCAGCCCAGCACCCAGGCAGCCAGUGUUCAGACUGACAACAUCUUAGAUAUGCCAGAACUGUCUGCACCGCCAUCUGAUGCCUGUGACCGUGACAGUGUGUCUUUACCAUCAGUUGGACCAGCUCCUCUUGAAAGUCUUGACGCUUUGCCUCCCCUCACCUCUUUGCCUCCCUUCUCCACUUUGCCUCACUCUGCUUCGCCAUCUAUUCUCUCAUUGGCCCCUCCCCCUCCUCCGCCCCCACCUCCUCCUCCACCUCCACCCCUUCCUCCAUCAGAGGACCUGCAGGAUGAGAAAAAGGAGAAAGAUCCCCCUGGCUCCCCAGUGCGGCACCAUAAAUGCGAGUCUGAAUCUCUUCCGCUACCCCUGGCCCCCUUUUCUCCUCGCUUCUUCGACAGCAGCCAACUGCUGUCAGCGAGGAAGAAGCUGCGAAAGACCGCGUCUCUGGACUCUUCGCAGUGGAGAAGAGCGAGCUCCCCGAUGGAUGAGGUGCUUGCCUCUCUGAAACGGGGCAGCUUUCACCUAAGGAAGGCUGAACUUCGGGUUCUGGCCCCCGACCCAGAUGGCGACGACAGCAACAACAUCCUGGCUCAGAUCCGGCAAGGCGUCCGGCUGAGGAAAGUAAGGACCCGGCCGGAACAGCAGCGCAACGCCAAGGGUUUCCUGCACUCUGCUGAUGCUCUGACCCGUAGCAUCCACGAGGCCCUGAGGAGAAUCAAAGAGGCUUCACCGGAGUCUGAGUCUGAGGAUGAAGGCCUUCCAUGCACUGACUGGGAAAACUAGUUUGGCUCAUUUAAGAAUAUGUUUGGGAAACAUAGAUUCACUUGCACCAGACCUCAGUAGCGUGCUCUUCAUGGACCUAUCAAGCCAAGAGAAAAUGAAGGCCCAAUCCGAUGGACAAAAACCUUGUAUUAAAUCAACUUGAUACCUUGGUGCAAUUUGAACAAGAAUCCUUGAUUUUAUAACAUCAGAAAACAGACCAGAAGUACAUUUUUCAUAGUUCUAUAUGUCAUUUGUAAAGACGGACCACUAAUGUUUGACUUUACUCUGUUAUUACUGUGGCAUCCUCGGCUUGGAUACAGCCAUCACCUCUAACCUCUCAUUAUGUCACUCUACAAGUCUGAGAGUUAUACUGUAGCUUGCUGUGAUGGGUUUGUUUUUAGUUUGAGAGGACUGAGUGAUUUUGUUUUUACAUUCCCCGCCCUGACAUUAGCACACCAAACCUCAAGACUCAGGCUGCCUCUGACUGCUUGUGCUGCAUACAUUGAAGUGUUUAACCAUAUAAUACCAUACAUUUCAGAUCACAGAAAUGUAUGAAAUGUAUGCACAACAGGACAAUUGCCAUAUCCUGAAUUUAAUACAUAAGUAGGGGUGGAACUUUUGACGACAUUCACGGUUUGGCUACGUACGUUGGUUUUAGGGUUCACAGUUCGAUAUAUUGGUAAAACUUUUUCAGGAUAGUCCCCUGUAGAUAUUCAAACAGAAUGUCAAUUGAUGUCAAGGUUACAUGUCAACAAGACAUGCCCACCAGCAGGCUUUACAUAAUCCCUCACCUAACCAUAACUCUAACCUUAACUAUGUGAUAUAUCUUGCUUAUAACUCCUGUGGGUUUCCUAAGAACACAGCGGGUAUCCAACAGUUAUGUCAACUAGGCCUCGCUGUUUGUUAAAAUUCAGCAAACACAUACACAGAAUGUCACUACAUUGUUGAGGAAUUAUUUUAUGGCUGACAUUCUCCUGAUCUCUUGUUCAUAAACAGCUUCUGUAUCAAUUGACAUUCUGUUGAAUAUAGGGAACUUUUUUUAAAAAAAGUUUCUUUGGUGGAAACAAUGACAUUUGAAACUAUGUCUAUGUUCAUGUUAUAGUAUAUAGUCUAUGUUAUAGUUAUGAGAUGUUCAGUUGUAUUCAGGUGAAAAAAAUUCAUGGACAUUAGCGCAGACGCACUGCUUACCUGCACAACCCGCGUAUCAGAGAGCCCACACGGGAUCAAGUUGGAGCCCCUCGGCUCUUUGUUUGAAAGAAAUCUGUUUGAAGAGCUUUCAAGGAUUCGAGGUGGCACUUAUGUAAAAGCCUUUGAAGAAUUUGUGAAUCAAUGAAGAGAGCUAGUAUUUAGCCUAGCUGCUGGCCGCACCCACAACAUUAAUCGAUUUUAACAUUAAGCAAGUAAGAACUAUCUUAUUAAAGCCACUGCUGACAGAACUGCUAUUUCCAGUGAUGUAUGACGGUAAACUUAAAUGGCCGAUGCUGGACCGGCACAGCCAAAAUACUGACUCCUAUACAGAGAUCAGCCUUAACUACUGUCCGCUGUCCUGAGGUCUAAAAUAAUUAUUCAUGGUUAAACUGAAUGUUAUCUGUUGACUUGCCUGGACAUUGACUAUCUAUAGUAUCCACACAUAUACGCUUUUCUGUGAUUAUCUUUCUGAUUUGGCUAAUUUUGCCAUCACACUGUUUUAAAUGGAGUAAUGAGGUCAGUAUUGAAAUGUUUAGAUAGGAUUCACUUGAUGAAUUAUGGGCUCCAUUCUUGUGACUGUCAUCCCCCCUUCAGUGCUUGUAGCAUAUUCUAUUUGUAUCCAAUAUUCCUACAAAUUACCAACCAGGGAUCAGUUCAUAAUGAAUGGAAAAACAUAGGACGCUAGUAAAUGCUUAUAAAUAGCGAGUAAUCCACGAUGAAGUACACUUUUAGUGAAAAUAUUGUCAUCAUAUUUAGUGUAACUCAGUGCAUUAUCAAGGCUUUACUACUUACAUCUUAAAAUCUCUAACCAUAAGUGGGCAAUUAUAAAAGCGGAUUUAUCACUGCUGAAGGCCAGCUUCAGCCUAUUUCCAAUAUUUGUUUAAAUGUAGGAAUUAAAUGUAUGAUAUCCCCGCAGUUUUAGCAUAUUGUUUUACUCUACAUUAUUCCUACAAUAUUUUAAAUUCAGUACACUGAAGGCUAUUGGCAGGGUCGAUUGCUGUGGUGUUCACACAACUGAAGAGGUCAAAGUUUGAUCGAGUUAAAUCGAGGUCAACUUGCAGUUUUU